Molecule: messenger RNA, 2051 nt
Organism: Amaranthus tricolor (Joseph's coat)
Lineage: Eukaryota; Viridiplantae; Streptophyta; Magnoliopsida; Caryophyllales; Amaranthaceae
Product: BTB/POZ domain-containing protein At3g49900-like
Exons: 4
Coding region: 277-1857 (526 amino acids)
Molecular function (GO): protein binding
Source: RefSeq, a predicted model, not a curated record
AAGACUCUUCACAAGCACUGCAUUUGCCUGUGGAUUAUGGAGUUAUCAUUUUACAACUAAAUAAAUUAAUUCUAUAUAUAUACUGGCAAAGAAUUUAUCACUAUUUUACCCAAAAAUUCUGCUCUUUUUUCACUCUUACUUCUAUUAUUAUAAGGCCCAUUUCUGUGCUUUCUUAUACCAACCAAACAAUCCUUAGCACUUAGAAUUUCUUCUUCUGUUCUUUAAAUAUAUUUUUAUUUUCCUUUUUUAAUUCUCCCAUUUUAGUUAUCUCUAGCUAUGUCUGUUUCAUUUGGAAGAGAAGAAGAGAAAAUGAAGGUGAGUUGGAGUAAUAAUAAUUUAGGAGUUGCAGAGACUAUUUUCGAAGACGAAGAUGAAGAUGAAAAUGAAGAAGAUGAUGAUGAAGAGGAUUUAGAGUCUCUCUGUUCUCCUCCUUUGCCUUUUCCAUUGUCUUCUUCCCCUGCUUCUCCUCUUCGGUCUGGUGUUGAAUCCUGGACUGAAGCUACCGGGAGAAAACCAGACGUCAAAAUACAAGUCCGCGGCUUAUGUUUUUACUUGCAUAAGGAAGUUUUAAUUUCAAAAAGCGGUUACUUUAAGCGGCAAUUAACCAGAGUUUCAGAAUUUACACUCUCUCCUCCGUUUAAAAUAACGGCCAACAUCUUCAAGCAAGUAGCCGAUUUCUGUUACAACAAUAACGUCGUUAUAACGCAGUACAACAUCGUGGCUCUUAGCAUGGCUGCUCAUCUUCUUGAAAUGAGUUCAUAUAACGAUCUAGAAAAUCUCCGUGAGUUGACGGAGUCUUACUUUUGUGAGGUAGUUAUAGUUAACAAGACGUUAACGAAUAACGUUUUCCGUUCGGGUUUGACGUUGCUUCCUGAAGCCGAACAAACGGCGUUUAUGGCGAGUAGAUGUAUUGAAGCAUUGUUGGAUGAUAAUGAGGGUGACGGAGCUGUUAGAUGUGCGGACGGAUUUAAGACGGUUUUGCCGAAGGAUUUUAGAGUGGUUACGGAGUCAAUGCAAAAGAGAUAUACAACAAGUCAUGAUCUUUUGUACAGAGUUGUGGAUCUUUAUUUCCUGGCAUACAAUGGAAGGAUGUCAGAAGAUGAGAAAACUCAAAUCACAAGCUGCAUAGACUGCAACAUUCUUUCUCCUCCUCUUUUAAUGCACGCCGUUCAAAACCCUCGUAUGCCUCUCCGUUUCAUCGUCCAAGCCAUGCUCAUUGAGCAGCUCACCACUCAUCGCUCUCUUUUCUCGGUCCUCAACACCGCCCACCACCACCACCGCGACUCUCCAGUCAGCACACUCGGUGCGAUCCUCGAAAGGGACGCAGCACUCCGACAGGUGACACAACUGAGAUCCGCUAUUGACACUACUUGCUCUAGGAUCAAAACCCUAGAGAAGGAACUUUGUGGGAUGAAGAAGCUUCUUUUGGAGUCUGAAAGGGGUCCAAGUAUUUUAUUAGAUCAUCAAAAGAGAUCUUCUAGUUGUCGUUUUAAUAGUAAUAGUAAUAGUAAUCGUAAGGUGGAGAGAGGACAGAGAGGUUCGAUUUCUUCGAGUUUUUUGAGGUUCGUAGGUGGUGAUGGUGGUAGUGGUAGUGGUGGAAGCAACGGUGGAAGUGGUGGUAGUAAUGAGUUGGUUGAUGAUAUGAUGAAAAUGGGGAAUUCUAAUACUAAUAAUUAUUGUGAUGUUGGGAAAAAGAAUUUUGGGCAGAGGUUGAUCAGGGGAUUAAGAAAUGUUUUUGGGGUUUCUAAUAAUAGAAAUGAUUCUAAGGAUAAGGAUAAUAAUGGAAGAUUUGAUAAUGGACGAAUUACGAGAAGGGGAGUUGUUAUGGAUGAAAAUCAUCAUAGUUUGAGUAGAUGAUGAGGAAAUCAUAUAUAUUUAAAUUUAAUGAAUGGUGAGUUAGGAUUUUAAUUUUUUUUUUUGGUUAUGUAGUUUAAUUACUACUUUGUUGUUGAUUCAUUGGUUUUGUACGUAGAGUAUAAACAAUUUAUCUAUUUAAGUGUAUUUAAUUUAUUAUGUAAUUGUGUUGCUUGGAAUGAACUAAAUUUAAUUAA